Molecule: messenger RNA, 597 nt
Organism: Drosophila rhopaloa
Lineage: Eukaryota; Metazoa; Arthropoda; Insecta; Diptera; Drosophilidae
Gene: mRpS18A
Product: 28S ribosomal protein S18a, mitochondrial
Exons: 2
Coding region: 96-563 (155 amino acids)
Biological process (GO): mitochondrial translation
Cellular component (GO): mitochondrial small ribosomal subunit; ribosome
Molecular function (GO): structural constituent of ribosome; small ribosomal subunit rRNA binding
Source: RefSeq, a predicted model, not a curated record
GCAACUCUGGGGCUUUCGUGGUGAAUGGCCAGCGAAGUAAUAACAUUGCAUUUAAUCACUAUUUUAAUAAAUUGUAAAUAAAAGGCUCAUUCAACAUGUCCUCCCUGCUCCAACUGGCGACCAGGACGCUUCGGAGUUCUAUGAUACAAGUGCGCAGCGUGACCACAACUACUCCCAGACAAAUUAAAGAAAUUCAGGAAAAGCAGGAAAACAAUGUGCGGAUCUUCGAAGGCGUUAAUGUGGAGUCACCGCGUGCCAAUUUAAUGCUUAAAUCCGCUUGCCAGAGCACUUUUUGCCCGGAGUGUACAUUGGGCCUGGACAUUAAGCACACGGAUGUUUUAAUCCUGUCGCAGUACGUCCGUUCCGAUGGCUGCAUGUUGCCUAGAAGGAUCACCGGACUGUGUCACCGGCAGCAGAAGAAGAUGGGGACCUUGGUGACCAUGGCCCAAAAGGCGGGACUGAUGCCCAAUUUGGCGCCCACGUGGAGCAAAAAGGAUCCCAAGAAGCGCUUCGGCUGGCGCAAGUUCAACAAGUACUUCCUGGAGUCCACGAUUAAAUACUAGUGUAAAAUGGCAAUAAAUAUGUUGAUAUAGUUAA